GUAAUGUUAGGUUGAGCUUGAGGCGCGGGGGAGAAUUGGGGAAACUGGAAUUUCCCACGGAGCUGACGGCAUUUGCUCUCCCCCUACUCGUUGUAAUUCCACGCGCUCCAAAAUAUCCGCCAUGGAGAAAUCUUGGCCAGGAUGCCCACUGGUGCUCUUCUGCUGAAGGUUGGGUCAGGCAUCUAAAGGGGCUGUGGCACAGGUGUAAUCUGCUGCCAUCAUCAUCAUGAACUUCGAGGGUCUGGACCCUGGACUGGCAGAGUAUGCCCCUGCCAUGCAUUCUGCCCUGGACCCUGUCCUGGAUGCGCACCUGAACCCAAGUCUGCUACAGAAUGUGGAGCUGGACCCAGAGGGAGUGGCCUUGGAGGCUCUUCCUGUCCAGGAGUCAGUGCACAUAAUGGAAGGUGUCUACUCUGAAUUGCACAGUGUGGUGGCUGAAGUGGGUGUGCCUGUCUCCGUCUCCCACUUUGACUUGCACGAGGAGAUGCUGUGGGUGGGAAGCCAUGGGGGUCACGCCACUUCAUUUUUCGGUCCAGCGUUGGAGCGCUACUCAUCCUUUCAGGUCAAUGGCAGUGAUGACAUUCGGCAGAUUCAGAGCCUGGAGAAUGGUAUCCUUUUUCUCACCAAGAACAACCUCAAGUAUAUGGCCCGUGGGGGCCUCAUUAUAUUCGAUUACCUGCUGGAUGAGAGUGACGACAUGCACAGUCUCCUGCUGACUGACGGCAGCACACUGCUGGUUGGUGGGCUGCACAACCACAUAUUGGAGAUUGAUCUUAAUACCGUCCAGGAGACUCAGAAGUAUGCAGUUGAGACACCUGGAGUCACCAUCAUGAGACAGACAAACCGCUUCUUCUUCUGUGGCCAUACAUCUGGCAAGAUUUCCCUGCGAGACCUUCGUACUUUUAAGGUGGAGCAUGAGUUUGAUGCUUUCUCAGGGAGUCUGUCGGACUUUGAUGUGCAUGGCAACCUGCUGGCCGCCUGUGGCUUCUCAAGCCGUCUCACCGGCCUUGCCUGCGACCGUUUCCUCAAGGUGUAUGAUCUGCGCAUGAUGCGUGCCAUCACACCACUCCAAGUACAUGUGGAUCCUGCCUUCUUGCGUUUCAUCCCUACAUAUACUUCUCGUCUUGCUAUCAUCUCCCAGUCAGGGCAAUGCCAGUUUUGUGAGCCCACAGGCCUGGCCAACCCAGCAGACAUCUUUCAUGUGAAUCCUGUGGGGCCUCUGCUAAUGACGUUUGAUGUGUCAGCCAGCAAACAGGCCCUGGCCUUUGGGGAUUCUGAGGGCUGUGUGCACCUCUGGACUGAUUCCCCUGAGGCUUCCUUCAACCCCUACUCCCGGGAGACCGAGUUUGCUUUGCCCUGUCUCGUGGACUCACUGCCUCCUCUGGACUGGAGCCAGGACCUGCUGCCUCUUUCCCUCAUCCCUGUUCCACUCACCACUGAUACACUUCUCUCUGAUUGGCCUGCUGCCAACUCCGCUCCAGCUCCCAGGAGAGCACCCCCUGUGGAUGCAGAGAUUCUGCGCACCAUGAAGAAGGUGGGCUUCAUUGGCUAUGCACCCAACCCCCGCACCAGGCUGCGGAAUCAGAUUCCUUACCGACUCAAGGAGUCAGACAAUGAAUUUGACAGCUUCAGCCAGGUCACUGAAUCACCAAUAGGGCGAGAAGAGGAGCCACAUCUCCACAUGGUCUCUAAGAAAUACCGCAAGGUGACCAUCAAAUACUCCAAGCUGGGGCUGGAGGAUUUUGACUUCAAGCACUACAAUAAGACCCUGUUCGCUGGGUUAGAGCCCCACAUCCCCAACGCCUACUGUAACUGCAUGAUCCAGGUGCUCUAUUUCCUGGAGCCUGUUCGCUGCCUAAUCCAGAACCACCUUUGCCAGAAGGAGUUCUGCCUGGCAUGUGAGCUGGGCUUCCUAUUCCACAUGUUGGACCUCUCCCGAGGUGACCCUUGUCAGGGCAGUAAUUUUCUUCGGGCAUUCCGCACCAUUCCUGAAGCCUCAGCGCUUGGUCUAAUCCUGGCUGACUCGGAUGAGGCCUCAGGCAAGGGCAAUCUGGCCAGGCUCAUUCAGAGGUGGAAUCGCUUCAUUCUCACUCAACUGCAUCAGGAUAUGCAGGAGCUGGAAGUACCGCAGGCUUAUCGAGGUGCUGGAGGCAGCAGCUUUUGCUCAUCGGGGGACUCUGUCAUUGGGCAGCUGUUCAGCUGUGAGAUGGAGAACUGCAGCCUGUGCCGCUGUGGCAGUGAGACCGUGCGAGCCUCAUCCACCCUGCUCUUCACGCUCUCCUACCCUGAGGGUAGCAACAGUGAUAAAACUGGGAAGAACUGUGACUUUGCUCAGGUCCUAAAGCGAAGCAUCUGCCUGGAGCAGAAUACACAGGCCUGGUGUGACAACUGUGAAAAGUACCAGCCCACGAUUCAGACCCGCAACAUCUGCCAUCUGCCAGAUAUUCUUGUCAUCAAUUGUGAAGUGAACAGCUUGAAAGAAGCUGAUUUCUGGAGAAUGCAGGCUGAGGUUGCCUUCAAGAUGGCAAUGAAGAAACACAGUGGGGAGAUCUCUAAGAGCAAGGAGUUUGCUUUGGCUGAUUGGAAGGAACUAGGGAGUCCAGAGGGCAUGCUCAUGUGUCCUUCCAUUGAGGAGUUGAAGAAUGUCUGGCUUCCUUUCUCCAUUCGCAUGAAGAUGACCAAGAACAAAGGACUGGAUGUUUGCAAUUGGACUGAUGGGGAUGAGAUGCAGUGGGGCCCAGCCAGGGCAGAGGAGGAGCAUGGUGUCUAUGUGUAUGACCUGAUGGCUACUGUGGUACACAUCCUGGACUCACGCACAGGGGGCAGCCUGGUGGCUCACAUCAAAGUUGGAGAGACCUACCACCAACGCAAGGAGGGCGUUACCCACCAGCAGUGGUAUCUCUUCAAUGACUUUCUCAUUGAACCUAUCGAUAAGCAUGAAGCUGUGCAGUUUGAUAUGAAUUGGAAAGUGCCUGCCAUCCUUUAUUACAUCAAAAGGAAUCUUAAUUCCAAAUAUAAUCUGAACAUCAAGAACCCUAUUGAGGCAAGUGUCCUGCUGGCUGAAGCCUCACUGGCACGGAAGCAGCGGAAAACACAUACUACCUUUAUUCCGCUGAUGCUGAAUGAGAUGCCACAGGUUGGGGACCUGGUGGGCCUGGAUGCUGAGUUUGUCACCCUUAAUGAGGAGGAAGCAGAGUUGCGCAGUGAUGGCACCAAGUCUACCAUCAAACCAAGCCAGAUGUCAGUAGCGCGGAUUACCUGUGUUCGGGGCCAGGGACCGAAUGAGGGUAUUCCGUUCAUUGAUGACUACAUCUCCACCCAGGAGCAGGUGGUGGAUUACUUGACUCAAUACUCAGGGAUAAAGCCAGGAGACCUUGAUGCCAAGAUUUCCUCUAAGCACCUCACAACUCUCAAGUCUACCUACUUAAAGCUUCGUUUUCUCAUAGAUAUUGGAGUCAAGUUUGUGGGUCAUGGUUUGCAGAAGGACUUCCGGGUCAUCAACCUCAUGGUGCCCAAGGACCAAGUCCUUGACACUGUCUAUCUGUUUCACAUGCCCCGAAAACGAAUGAUUUCCCUGCGAUUCCUUGCUUGGUACUUUCUGGACCUGAAGAUUCAAGGGGAGACCCAUGACAGUAUUGAGGAUGCCCGCACAGCCCUUCAGCUAUACCGAAAGUAUCUGGAGCUAAGCAAAAAUGGCACUGAACCUGAGUCCUUCCACAAAGUGCUCAAGGGUCUUUACGAGAAGGGCCGAAAGAUGGACUGGAAGGUGCCUGAGCCUGAAGGCCAGACAAGUCCCAAGAAUGCAGCCGUUUUUUCCUCAGUGCUGGCACUCUGACCUCACCCUCUCCCAAAGAACUACUGCCUCUCCCUUCAGUGUUCUGUGGUCCCAGAACUGGGAGAUGGCUUCCCAAGUUGGCCAUACCCUGUCCACUUCCAGAAUUGGACCUGCUCAGGGUUUAUAGAUGGUGCUAUUAAUAGAACUGGAAUGCAGCAGAAUUGUUGCAAAGGGUCUAGGAGCCAGAUUAUUUUUUCAUCCUUUGUAAAACAGUGGGCCAGAAAAAGUCUAGAAUUGACCCAGAUGGAAAAUUGAUUGGUAUUCUUAAUAAAUAUCCUGAGUGAUUAAUAUCCAGGCAAAGAAGAUCCUGGAACCAAAACUCCCCGUUCCUAGUUGGCUAAGGACUGAAGUACUGGACUGUGACUAGAUACAGCAGCAGCUCAAGACUUAGCUCGUCUCUGAUUGCUUGAGGAAUGCCAGAGGAGCUAGUGUGUAUUCUUGGUGGCCCUAGCAAACCAGUAUUGCCAACACCAUCAUUGCCAAAAGGGCCAUUGGGUCCUAGACAAAGCUUGGCUGCUGGCUUCACUCCUGCUGACAGCUGAGAAGCAUCUGUCUUCCAUCCACUCCACUCUCCUGUCCCAAGUUUUGUUUUCUUGUUAUUUUUUAAAAUUUUGUUUUAAACUGCAUGUUUUAUAAAAUAAAACAAAAAUAAUAUUGGCUGUCAUCUAUCUUAUUAGAGACCUGCGAGUGUGGGGUUCUCAGACUUCAGUCCUCCUCUCCUUUUUGUUGGUUUUCUAUCACAACUGGGAAAAACCUAAGGGUUUUUAAAUUCCCACCCAGAAACGAAGGUAAAGCUUUGUGGAGUCCAAAGUUAAGGAUAUUGGGGAAGUAUAAUUAUGUCUUUCCUGGGCAAUGUUAGGUCUUUGCUGUGCCUGCUAGUAUCCUCAGGCAGUUUUUUUUUUUCUCCCUUCCCUCACCAACUCUUGAGUCAAGCCCUUGGUGGAGGACGUAGCUCACUGGCCCAUGUAGGAAUCCAACUGGCAAACGGGGGUGUUAGGAAUACAGCGCUCCAACCACCUGAGCCACCCGGCCGCCCCCAAGUCAGAUUCUUUUUAAGAUGUAAGAUGUACAGUAUGGUUUCCCCGUUA
Rhinolophus ferrumequinum (greater horseshoe bat) is the source of this 4923-nucleotide messenger RNA. It is a transcript of the gene PAN2, whose product is annotated as poly(A) specific ribonuclease subunit PAN2. Gene Ontology annotation, molecular function: nucleic acid binding; poly(A)-specific ribonuclease activity; protein binding. Gene Ontology annotation, cellular component: P-body; PAN complex. Bases 227 to 3835 code for a protein of 1202 amino acids. Lineage: Eukaryota; Metazoa; Chordata; Mammalia; Chiroptera; Rhinolophidae. The record is from RefSeq and is a predicted model, not a curated record. Gene Ontology annotation, biological process: mRNA processing; nuclear-transcribed mRNA poly(A) tail shortening. The transcript has 26 exons.